UUCCAAAAUCGUCGAGCGAAAUGGCGCAAGACAGAGAAAUGUUGGGGCCGGUCGACAAUCAUGGCGGAGUAUGGUCUCUACGGCGCGAUGGUCCGGCACUCCCUGCCACUCCCGGAGACCAUCCUCAAGAGUGCGAAAGACAAUGACAAUGUGGCGCCCUGGCUUCUUGGCAUGCACCGCAAGUCGUUGGAGGCGGCGCAGCACCUCAAGGAGUCGGGGUCGGAGCGUGAGGGGUCGGAAGCGGAGCCCGAGCGCGCGCCCUCCGCCUCCCCACACCGACAUGAUGGCCAUGAUAACCAGUUCGGUCAAGCGCAAAGCUCUCCCGGCAGCAGCACGACAGCUUCCUCCUCAGCCAAAGGCCGCGCGUCACCCGAACCCCGUGAAAUGUACGACGACCCUGAAGCGUUCAGGAACAAUAGCAUCGCGUGUCUGCGGGCCAAGGCUCAGGAGCACCAGGCGAGGCUGCUGUCCAAUAACCUGUUGCUACAAGUGCGAGGCCUGCAGCGGUCCCGCGCCGCGAGCGCGGACGAGGACGGGCCGGCGGACAUCGACGUGGGCACGGAGCCGCCGCCGCUCGACGCGCGCCUCUACUGAGCCCGAGUCCGGCCCUGUGCUUUGUAAUUAUGUACAUUACGUGCCCCGGCUUUUCGUGCAAUACCAUAGUUAAGUAUUUAUCUGUUUAGCGGUUUAGAUACGGGCCGGCUGAUGUGUUCGUUUUUGUAAGGUA
Colias croceus (clouded yellow) is the source of this 727-nucleotide messenger RNA. RefSeq names its product visual system homeobox 2-like. The record is from RefSeq and is a predicted model, not a curated record. Gene Ontology annotation, molecular function: sequence-specific double-stranded DNA binding. Gene Ontology annotation, cellular component: nucleus. Gene Ontology annotation, biological process: regulation of transcription by RNA polymerase II. NCBI's taxonomy places the organism in Eukaryota, Metazoa, Arthropoda, Insecta, Lepidoptera, Pieridae. The transcript has 4 exons. Bases 61 to 594 code for a protein of 177 amino acids.